Messenger RNA from Phascolarctos cinereus (koala), 1203 nucleotides. It is a transcript of the gene PHAX, whose product is annotated as phosphorylated adaptor for RNA export. Gene Ontology annotation, biological process: snRNA export from nucleus. The record is from RefSeq and is a predicted model, not a curated record. Lineage: Eukaryota; Metazoa; Chordata; Mammalia; Diprotodontia; Phascolarctidae. Gene Ontology annotation, cellular component: nucleus.
UCCUGUCUUGCUGCCGGAAGUGGCCUUCGGUACGGUUUCUCCUUAGAGGGGAAAAUGGCGCUCGACGUUCGGGGGAUGGAAGACGGCGAGCUCUCCGAGUCGGAUUCUGACAUGGCGGACACGAAAGUACCAGAUGGCAAUAUAUCAUUCAGGCCUUUCCAGAGCAGCAUUGCAGUCUCUCCAGUAUCACAUUAUCGAACUAUUAAGGGCGUAGAAUCAAGUGAGGAAAGCUUUUCUGAUUCCGACGAUGACAGCUGUCUUUGGAAACGAAAGAGACAGAAAUGUUUUAAUCCUCUUCCCAAACCGGAGCCUUUUCAGUUUGUACAGAACAAUCAGAAACAGCAUAUUCUGGGAGGGAGGAAGAUUAACAACAUAUGGGGUGCAGUGCUACAGGAACAGAGUCAAGAUGCAGUGGCUAAUGAACUUGGUAUACUGGGAAUGGAGGGCAACAUUGACAAAAGCAGACAGUCAGAGACUUACAAUUAUUUGCUGGCUAAGAAGAUAAUGAGGGAAUCGAAAACCGAAAAACUAGAUAAAGAGUUAGAUGAAUAUAUGCAUGAUGACAAAAAAGCCGGUCCUAAAGAAGAAGAAAAUGGACAAGGUCAUAUGAAACGGAAACGACCUAUCAAAGACAGACUAGGAAACAGAUUAGAAAUGAACUAUAAAGGUCGAUAUGAGAUUACAGAAGAGGAUCCUGAAGAAAAAGUAGCAGAUGAAAUUUCUUUCAGGCUUCAGGAACCAAAGAAAGAUCUGAUAGCCCGAGUAGUAAGAAUAAUUGGAAACAAAAAAGCAAUUGAGCUUCUGAUGGAAACUGCAGAAGUUGAACAAAAUGGUGGGCUUUUAAUAAUGAAUGGUAGCAGAAGAAGAACACCAGGUGGAGUGUAUCUGAAUCUUCUGAAAAACACACCAAGCAUCACUGAGGGACAGAUUAAGGAAAUUUUCUAUGUUGAAAACCAAAAGGAGUAUGAAAAUAAAAAAGCUGCUAAGAAAAGGAGAAUACAAGUCUUGGGGAAAAAGAUGAAGCAGGCUAUUAAAGGUCUUAAUCUUCAAGAAUAUGAUGAUGCAUCUCGAGAAACUUUUGCAAGUGACACAAAUGAGGCAUUGGCUUCUCUGGAUGAUUCCCAGGAAGGAAAUGGAGAAAGAAAGUUAGAUGCAGAAGAAACCUUUGAGAUUGAUCAUUCUCUUGAUUUGGAGGUCUUUUAA